Fusarium venenatum is the source of this 519-nucleotide messenger RNA. The record is from RefSeq and is a predicted model, not a curated record. NCBI's taxonomy places the organism in Eukaryota, Fungi, Ascomycota, Sordariomycetes, Hypocreales, Nectriaceae.
AUGACUGCCCAAUUCAUUUCCUCAAAGGGUGGCCAUUACUCUGUCCUUACUUUGGUCUCACUAGAUGUUCUUAGCAUGAUUGCUGAGUGUAGUCGGCUGAGAAGCACAGAUUUUAUCCUCAAUCUUUUCAAGUGCGAGCAAGGUGUGAAAGGAUCCAAUUGGGAUCUAGCCCUGGAGAUACUGGGAUCCAUAGGUCUGGUCUUUUCGUGUCUGUUUGUCGCGGAAUUGAUUGCCUCUAUUUGGGCAUUUGGUUGGGAGUACUUCAACUCUUGGUUCCAUUGCUUCGAUGCUUUCAUCGUAGUUGCGGGCUUCGUCACAGAUGUCGCCCUGCGUGGCGUCCUAGAAGAAGUGGCUUCUUUGAUAGUGGUCAUGCGACUGUGGAGAGUUGUCAAGAUCAUUGAGGAGCUUGGUCUUGGUGCACAGGAGCAGACCGAAGAAUUGAGUGAAAGACUGAACGAAUGUAAGAAGGAGAAUGAGGUGUUGAAAAAACAACUUGAUGAGCUGCGAGGAGCGCAGUAA